Pocillopora verrucosa is the source of this 3655-nucleotide messenger RNA. RefSeq names its product CCAAT/enhancer-binding protein zeta. Lineage: Eukaryota; Metazoa; Cnidaria; Anthozoa; Scleractinia; Pocilloporidae. The record is from RefSeq and is a predicted model, not a curated record. Gene Ontology annotation, cellular component: nucleus.
CAACUUUCUAAGAUGGCGGACAAACAGGCUAAGGUUGCGAAGAGAAAAAAGAAAAGAAAACCGAAAGAUUCUCAUGAGUUUUCACUCGAGGAUGUUCUUGCGGUCGGAGGAGACAAGGACGACUUUGAGAUGUUAAAAGAUGUUGAUAUAUCAGAUGAAUUUUCUGCUGACGAGGAGACGUCCGGAAAUGUUGAGGAAAAAGAGAUAAUGUCACUCAUCAAGGAGCUGGGCUUGGACAAAGUCACCUUCAAAGGCGAAAAACUUAAUAGUGAGCUUGAUAUUAAUCAAGACAAAAGUGCAGGUACUGCCGUAAAAUCUAAGGAAAGUCUCAAGAAGGAUCAAGAAGAAAAAAGUGCAAAGAAAGAGAAGAAAAAUCAGAGGAAAGAAUCAGAAGUCACAAAUACAUCCAAAUCUACAGGAUCAACUGUGACAGCACAGGUCCCCCAAGUUUUGCCUGAAAGAAAAGGAGGUCCAAGGCAAAAACUUCUGAUUAAACCUGGUGGCUUGUGGUAUGAUUUGCUUGUUGAAGACAAUACCACUUCCCCCACCCCUAGUCAGGAUGAUGUUAUAUGCCUCUCCAGGGAAGCAGCUGAUCUUUUUGAGCAGGAAGUUGGCAUCUAUGAUAAAAUGAAAGUAAAAGAGAAGUCAUCAGAUUCACAGUGGUUAAAAUCUGUUGUAAGCUCAGGAACAUUGAAUGACAAAGUUGCUGCACUCACUGUUCAAGUCCAGGAAUCUGCUGUACACGGCCUUAAAACCUUAGAUAUAUUAAUUGGCAUGGCUAAAAAGAAAGGUAGAAGAGAGAGUAUUAUAGCUGUAGACAUGUUGAAAGAACUUUGGAUGACCCUUCUACUUCCAAAUAAUCGCAAGCUUAAAAAAUUUGCUCAGCAUCCACUGUUGUCAUUAGUUGAGAUUGUCCACAAGGGUGGUGGCUGGGAUGAACGAGACAGACGUCUUAUUCUGUGGUACUUUGAGGAGCAGCUGAAACAGAGAUAUCAAGAGUUUGUUGAAGUUGUUGAGAAACUUCUUCAGGACACUUUGGUAAACAUCAGAAGCAAAAUACUGGGAGCUGUGUUUGACUUAUUGUCAGAGAAACCAGAACAGGAACAAGUUUUGUUAAGUCUACUGAUAAACAAGAUAGGAGAUCCUGACAGGAAAAUAGCAUCAAAAGCAGUUUAUCUGUCAAGAUCAUUAGUAACUAAACAUCCAAAUAUGAAAUUAGUGGUCACCAAGGAGAUCGAAAAACUUCUCUACCGACCCAACAUUGCCAUUAAAGCUCAAUAUUUUGCAGUGUGUUUUCUCAAUCAGUUAAUCCUUACCAAACAAGAUGGUGAACUUGCCACCAGACUUAUAUCCAUAUAUUUUUCAUUCUUUCGGGCUUUUUUAACAAAGGGUGAAUUGGAAGCAAAAAUGUUGAGUGCUCUUCUUACUGGAGUAAACAGAGCGUUUCCAUAUGCAAAAGAAGAGGACGAACAGUACAAUGAACAAAUAAACACUCUAUUCCGAACAGUGCAUAUUGGAACAUUUAACACGAGUGUACAAGCUCUGAUGUUACUUUACCAAGUCAUGGAAUCAAGGCAGUCCGUGUCAGAUCGCUUUUAUUCCGCCCUUUAUGCUAAACUCCUGGAUCCAAAUCUGAAAACAUCUGGUAAACAGGCCGUGUUCUUGAAUAUUUUGUACAAGUCCGUUAAAAGUGACCCUUCAUUGCAUCGUGUUAAGGCGUUUGUAAAACGUAUCGUACAAGUUUGCAGUUUCCAACAGCCAUCAUUCGUCUGUGGAGCGCUAUUUAUGAUUUCCGAGCUUACAAAGCUGAAGCCAGGAAUCAAGAGCCUAACACAGCAACCAGAGGAGGAAGACGAUGAAGAACACUUUGUGGACGUCCCUUCGGAAGAUGAUGAGGACAAAAUCACGACAGAGGAGGUUUCAUCAGCCAGAAAAGAGCCACAAAUACGCCAUCCUGACGCAGCAAAGUCCCCAAAGACUGAAACACGUGUAAGCGGGGCUCAGAAAAGUCAAACCUAUAAGCCCUCCCAGAGAAAUCCGCUGUACAGCGGGGCAGAAAACUCUUGUCUGUGGGAACUCAAUAGGCUUUCCAGACAUUAUCAUCCUUCAGUUUCCCAUUUUGCUCAUACACUUAUGAAGGGAAACAAUAUCGAGUACAAGGGAGAUCCUUUGCAAGAUUUUACACUCAUGAGGUUUCUUGACAGAUUUGUGUACAAAAACCCAAAGCAGAAGGAACGAGAUCACGGUGGUUCACUGAUGCAGCCGAAAACGUCAUCAAGCCGGCUGGCCGAGGAGCCUGUGAAUACGAAAGAGUUUCUUGCUAAAAAAGAAGAAGAUAUACGAGAAGAUGAACUGUUCUUUCACAGGUAUUUCAAGCGGAAAGCAGAAAAGGAAGGUCAACGGAAGAAGAAAGCUGGUGAAUCUGACGAUGAAAUAUCUGAAAAGGAAACAAAUUUCGACAAUGUUCUAGAGGAGCGGUCUAGCUUUGAGUAUGACUUCGCGAGUGACUUGAAGAGUUCCAAAAUGUCUACGGCGAGUAAAAACAAAGCAAUCACUAGCGAUGAAGAGGACGAAGGAGGAGACGAAAACAGCGAGGAGGGUGGAAGUGACGACGAAGAAUUGGAGGGAAAAGAAUUUGAUUAUGACGCUAUGGAUUUGUCAUCUUCUGAAGAUGAACAAGCAGAGGAGCCAACUACUACACAAGGCAAGAAAAGAAAAUUUACGGAAAAGGAUUACGAGAAGGCUUUGCUCGAAAACCUGAGCUCAGAUGAACUUUCCGAGGACGAGGGAAGCCAGUUCACGAAAACGAAGUCCAAAAAGGGAAACACUGAAGGGGGAGAUGUUUCUUCAAUGUUUGCGUCUGCUGAAGAGUUCGCUCAUCUGCUUGAAAAUUCCAAAGCUUCAAGAGGUGGCACCUAUGAUGUCAAACGAGGGAGCGCCAGCGACAAGCAACUUCGAUGGGAAGAGAAAAAGGCGGGAAAAAACUGGAAUACAAAGAGAGGAAAUCGGGGUCGUGGAAGGGGCGGAAGUAAAGGUCCGCGAAGAGAAUCCAAUGUCAAUCGAAGAACAAAUUUUAGAUCAAAAGGAAGAGGUGGAAAAAGGCCAAGAUAGUACAAUCUGCCCUCUUCUUGAUUUGUUUGCGUAGAAAUCCAUCCAAUGUCAGGGCAUGAUAUGAAAGUGACACAACGAAGAGUUACUAAUUGGAAAGUGGAUUUCAAAAGGCAAAAGUUCUCAGAAUUACCUAUUAACCUAGGAAUGGACGUUACUGUAAAUGAAUGCUAUGGCUUGAACAAUUUUACUUUGAUUAUCUUGCAGUUUUUCGAUUAAUUCAUCUUGUUUUUUUUUUGUCAAUAGUAUCCUUUACUCCUCUCUGAACAAUUAUGGCAGGCUUGUCAUCUCAUCUCUCACUCGUUUAGUUUUUUUUUCUUUCCACUGAAAAGCCUUCUCUCUCGAUUUAUCAAGCGGCCUCGACAUGAAAGGAAAUAAACUGAUCAAUUUGGGUGAUGCCAACAAUCCGACUGAUGCUUCAAACAAAAAAUAUGUUGACACUAUUGCAAACAGUAUUUUCGAUGGCUCUGAACCUUUUCAGGUCGACAUUUCCACGAACAAUUAUAGAAUAAAAUAUGUACACACCUCAGUUAACGAUUAUGACGCU